AAAGAGCUCAGGUUCCGUUAUGAAGAAAAGACCAGGAAGCACCUAGAGAAACUCACCUAGAGGAAUAUGCAAAGUGGAUGCAAUGAACCGUUCUCUCCGCUUUGGCAGGCAAUGCCUUCGACUCCGGGAGAGAACGUGUCGGGGCGGUUUCCCCUCUUUGACUCUUGUUGAAAUUCUGGCCUCCCACUUUUGAGUGUUCACAGUUUUGGACACACGGGAGUAACAAAGUUUUUUAUCACGCCUGAAAACAAUUUUUCUUUAGGCCAUUCCCGGAUCAUUAAACUUUCAAAAGAACGUCUUACCCACGUCUUUGACCUCCUCCCUUUCCUUUCCCACUCCCGCCACCAAUUUCUGUUUAGCUCGUAUCCUUCCCUGCCCAGUGCUAUGGAAACCAACUCACCCAGUGCCCAGCCAAAGUGUCCCCUCCCUUUCUGUCAAGGGUUUCCCCGCUUCCCUGUCCCGAUGAUCCCUCCCCUCCUGCACUUCUCUCCAGCGCCCGGCCCCCAGCACGGGAUUGGUUCUCCCACAAAAGCUGCCUCGGGACUCGGUCCCUGUGCCUAGCCCCGGGAGCAGGGGAAGGAAGAGGGAAGGCAGCCGAGCUUGGACAUGGGCUUCUGUCCGGUGCUGCAGCGUCUGAUCCUCUUUGAGCCCGUCUCUGCUUGACAGCCCCCUCGGUUACCUUUCCCCUCACUCCCUCUGUUCCGGGUGUCUCUCGAAGUUCCGGACACACGGCACUAGCCUUAGGGCAACUUUGGAAUAAGAUCUCCGUGGGCUAGAGAGGAAGAUCAGCACCGAGGGACUGGAGGACCGCCUCUCCUGGGACCCUCCUCCUUCUCAAGGGGUGGGGGGCGGGGGAGGCACCCAUGCUCCGGGCCGCCUCUGCCUCGGUCCCCGUUCCUUUUCUUGCCCAAACUCUCCCCUCAGGCACGGGAGACUGGAUCUGAGGACAGUAGAUGACUGUUCGCUGCUCUCCACUGCCCAAACGCACAGGACAGAGGUGACUCCAGAAUCUUGCCGGGUGAGGGGAAGGGCAGGAUGAACAGGCAUCCACCAAAUUUUUGAGAAGGCACAAGGCUUUGGAGAAGACUCAUAUAACUAAAGUCGUGUUUAGUUUAGCUUUUAUCCUCCUCUGGUACGUCAUGAGACUCAGGCAAGAUCCAUCUGCAAGUUUCCUCUUUCACUGGAGCCCAGAUUACAGGCACCAGAACUUAUCAGCAGUCAUUCAACUGGCAACAAUUAGGAAUGGAGAGAGCCAAAGCGGUAUGCCAGGAACCAAGACCUUAUAAGAUAAAAGAAGACUUGAAUAUGCCUAAAGGAAAACUUUAAUGGGGUUAGAAGAUAAAUCAAAGGAAAGAGCAAAUUGGGGUCUUUGAUGUGCAGCUUGCUAGGAAGAUGCUACAGUUUACUCAGUAGGACCUGAGAGUGGCCAGAGUCUGAGCCCAGCAGACCCUCCAUGGGCAGCUGGUCGUGGUCCUGGAUCCCACAGUCAAUGAAAACCUAUAUAUUAUACCCACAGGAAAAUGUUUGGAUCUUCCCACAUGAAACAAGCUGCUUUCUAUUUCACUACACAUACUGUACCAUAAUAGCUUUGGCAACCAUCAGGGCUACAUUAAGAAACUGAAGUUGCUUGUUUUAAUGACUGAGCAGGCAUCUCUGAGCCCAAAGUCAAGUCCUUUCCUGUGGAGAGUAUUGUUGGAGCUUUUGUGCUCCAUCUGGCGUCACCUUGCUCAGCCCACUGAACUCUUAAAUACUGGCUAACACCCCUUGGACCCCACAAUGGAGACGUGACCCUCUCAUGGACGAUGACCACAGUUUGUGUGAAUGGAGGCCUGGGGAACCCCCGCUAUGCCAGAUGGAAUCACCGGGAGAGCAUUGAAGACUGUGGCUGGACUGAGCGCUACCAGGGAGAUGUGGAAGGGUCGCCGCACAGGCUGACACCAUUUGAGAAACUCACUCAAGACAUGUCAAAGGAUGAGAAGGUGGUGAGAGAAAUCACACUUGGGAAAAGGAUUGGCUUCUACCGGGUUCGAGGGGAAAUUGGAAGUGGAAACUUCUCCCAAGUGAAGCUUGGAAUUCACUCCCUAACCAAAGAAAAGGUGGCUAUUAAGAUCCUGGACAAGACCAAGUUAGACCAGAAAACCCAAAGGCUACUGUCACGGGAGAUCUCCACCAUGGAGAAACUGCAUCACCCCAACAUCAUCCGCCUCUAUGAAGUUGUUGAGACCCUGUCUAAGCUCCACCUGGUGAUGGAGUACGCUGGAGGCGGAGAGCUCUUCCUGAAGAUCAGCACCGAGGGGAAGCUCUCAGAAACCGAAAGCAAGCUCAUUUUCUCCCAGAUUGUGUCCGCUGUGAAGCACAUGCAUGAAAAUCAAAUCAUUCAUAGAGAUCUGAAGGCUGAAAAUGUAUUUUAUACAAGCAAUAUGUGUGUGAAGGUGGGCGAUUUUGGAUUCAGCACAAUAAGCAAAAAAGGUGAAACACUGAACACUUUCUGUGGGUCUCCUCCAUAUGCUGCCCCAGAGCUCUUCCGGGAUGAAAAUUAUGUGGGCAUUUAUGUGGACAUCUGGGCUUUGGGGGUCCUCUUAUAUUUUAUGGUGACUGGCACCAUGCCAUUUCGAGCGGAGACCGUGGCCAAACUGAAGAAGUGUAUCCUCGAUGGGACAUACAGUAUACCUCCUGAUGUCUCCAACCCCUGUCAGAGGCUGAUCCGAGGGGUCCUGCAGCCAAUACCCACAGAAAGGUAUGGAAUUGACUACAUUAUGCACAACGAAUGGAUGCAAGGGGUGCUACACCCCACUCCCUUGGAACCCUUCCAACUAGAUCCCCAGUAUUUAUCAGAAAAAAGCACACUUAAGGAAGAAGAGAAUGAGGUCAAGAGCACCUUAGAAAAUCUGGGUAUUACUGAAGAGCAUAUUAGAAAUAACCAAGGAAGAGAUUCCCGCAGCUCAAUCACGGGGGUCUACCGUAUUAUUCUGCACCGAGUCCAAAGAAGAAGGGCUUUAGAGAGUGUUCCUAUAGUGACCCUGCCAGACCCCAAGGAAGGAGAACCCAAGAAAGCAUCCCGUCGUGUCUACCGGGGCAUACGACACACAUCCAAAUUUUGUUCAAUUUUAUAAAUUGCAUUAGACUGCCAGUAAAUUUAAACAUUGUUUUUGGAUGUUUUUAAAUUUUUCCACAAGCAACCUGAGUCAUGACAAUUUUGUAAUUUUAAAUAAACUCAAAUAGUAAUUUUAUAAUCUAUUUUUUCUUUCAAACUGAUACAGCAAUAAACCUCACUCCAACUUU
Monodelphis domestica (gray short-tailed opossum) is the source of this 3282-nucleotide messenger RNA. It is a transcript of the gene NIM1K, whose product is annotated as NIM1 serine/threonine protein kinase. Gene Ontology annotation, biological process: microtubule cytoskeleton organization; protein phosphorylation; intracellular signal transduction. Lineage: Eukaryota; Metazoa; Chordata; Mammalia; Didelphimorphia; Didelphidae. The record is from RefSeq and is a predicted model, not a curated record. Gene Ontology annotation, molecular function: ATP binding; tau-protein kinase activity. Gene Ontology annotation, cellular component: cytoplasm.